UUGUCACUGUCACAUGCUGAAGUCAAGCUCGAUCAGCUGACUGCAUUCCUUCCCCUUUUUAAUGGUUAGAUUUUCCUUCUCCAAUUGAACGUUUUCGGUGGGUGAAGAACAUUAUUUAUAUUAUUCAGACCUUUUGGCGUCAAUUGUUAACACCAACCUGAAGGUAGCGUAGUGAGAUCGCCCGCAAAAUAUCGCGGUUUGGGUGAUUGAGUGGAUCAUGAACGGACACGCUAUUCUCUACACCGGGGUCACUUUGGCCUUCUGGAGUACCAUUCUCAUCGUCGGUAUCUGCUACACAAUCUUCGACCUUGGAUUCCGCUUCGAUGUGGCAUGGUUCUUGACAGAAACGUCGCCUUUCAUGUGGGCGAACCUUGGGAUUGGCUUGGCCAUCUCGCUCUCUGUUGUCGGAGCAGCUUGGGGCAUUUACAUCACAGGUUCCAGCAUCAUAGGAGGUGGUGUAAAAGCACCACGGAUUAAAACAAAGAAUUUGGUCAGCAUUAUCUUCUGUGAGGCCGUAGCUAUAUAUGGGAUCAUCAUGGCAAUCGUUAUAAGUAACAUGGCUGAGAGCUUUAGCGGCACUACACCAGAGACCAUUGGGGCAAGGAACUACCAAGCAGGCUACUCCAUGUUUGGCGCUGGUCUUACUGUGGGCUUCUCCAACCUCUUCUGUGGCAUCUGUGUUGGCAUCGUUGGGAGUGGAGCCGCCCUGGCUGAUGCCCAGAAUGGCAGCCUCUUUGUCAAAAUUCUUAUUGUGGAAAUCUUCGGCAGUGCUAUUGGGCUAUUUGGAGUGAUUGUAGCCAUCUUGCAGACGUCGAAAGUAAAAAUGGGUGACUAGAAGAUGUAUCCGCAAGAUAUAAGAUCAAGAUGACAAGAUCUAUGGAAGAUAUUACUGGAGAAGCAGAUGGAUUGUGUAAAUACAUAGUAAAUUAUUGAAAUGUCUUUUUGUCUGUGAUUGUUUUUAACCAUUUGCUGAAGUGACAUAUUUGCACCAUUUUGUCUUAAAGGAAUGCAACCGAAAGGUUAGAUUAAACUGCAGGUGUUUAAGACAAAAUCAUAUCCCUUUUGAAUAAAAUGUUAUGUUCAUAUUACAGUAGUUGCAGGAAAAAAGUAAUUCAUCUCUAGCAAACCUCUUGGCAUUCCCCACAUACUUUUACUGUUGUAUCAAAUCAAAUCUAUUACAACUAGUAGUAGUAGUAGGGACAUUUUUAAAGCGAUACUUCGGGAAUUUGGCAAUGAGGCCCUUUAUCUACUUCCCCAGAGUCAGAUGAACUCGUGUUUACCAUUUUUUUGGAUACCAUUUUAAUGUGUCUGUGUCCAGUAUGAAGGAAGUUAGAGUUUAACAAGCCAAUGCAAAUAGUGUUAGCACAAUGACUGGAAGUCUAUCGGUACAGUAUCUACUAGCAUGUGUACAGUAUAGCAUUUGUUACCAUGAUGAAAUAAUGGAAUGCCACUAUUAUAUAAUAACAGCUAAGGUACCCAAGUUUGGUUUGACAUGACUGUGUUCUCUGGUGGUGGGUAUGUGAAAAUGCUUGCUUUUCCGUAAAGAGCUGUUCUGUUCAUUACAUGGAAUUGUGAUAAAUGGCUGUAAAAAUCUGUUUGAAGUAUUGAACUGUUUGUAUGGUAAAGUAAUAAGGUAUAACAAAGCAAAUUAUUAUAUUUAUGACUAAUGUAAUCCAUAAUGUUUUUCACUAGUUUCAGUUACUAUAUAUUUAUCCAUGACUGGUGUAAGUAACCAGUACUAUAGUAACACUAAAUGAAUCAAAAUGUAUUGAUACAAAGGUGAUCUAAAGAGAUAUUACACUGAAUCUGUAAUUGUUGGAUGUUUGACAUUAGUCAGCUGUCAUUCAUUUAAUUUGUGUUGAUGUAUACAUAACAUUUUGGUAGGCACUCUUCAGUUCUGAUUGGUUAAAAAUUAGAAUAGUACAUUUGUGUGUGAGUAUAUUAAGGGUCUGUUUUUUGUGAACUAUGAGGGUGUUUACCAUUCUAUAUACCUUUGCUUGGGUUGUCAGAUUUUUUUGUUGUUGAUGCAAGUCGUCUUUAUCCACAGUGAGUGAACUGUGGCUGAAUAUACAUGUAUAUGAUUUUAAGUGACCAUAUAUUAUGUUUUUGCUCUUUCCUUCUCAGGUGUGUAACCCCCUGUUAACUAUCUAUCUGUGGAGAGUGAGAAAUGUAGCUGUUUUCCUCAAGAUCGUGUAUAUUUUCUGCUUUCUUUCUGUUUUUGUGUAACUUUGAACUUGAAUGCUCCAAGCUCCUUGUCUUGUGAAUGGGCUAACAUACAUUUAUUAUUUUGGAGAGAUGGUACUCGAGCAGAACAUCGAUAAGAACUUCCUCAGACCGGUUGGCCUUUUUCUUAGUCAUUAUUUUUAUUUUUAUAUCUAGUGAAUUAGCUGCAAAAUCUAUGUCCACCUGUGCUACUGAUUUUAAGACAUUUAGAUUGAGCCCUUAAAAGUUAAAUACAAUCCUUGAGUCUAUUGUCAUAAACUGGCAUCCCAUUUAAUAUUCAUAACAUCCAAUUUGCUGCGACCAUGUGUUCGUCCCAAAUUUCGCCCUAUUCCCUACACAGUGCUCUUAAGUUUGACCAGAGCCCUAUGGGUCCUGGUCAACAAUAGUACACUAUAUAUAGGAAAUAGGGUGCCAUUUGAGAUGCACUUAUGACUGUGUAUAGUUAUGGAGGGCUCACACUGAGUCGUUGUCCCCCUCCUUACCAAUCAUUUAUGUACAAGAUGUAUUUUUAUCUGGUUUCUUUUUAAUGUAAAAGUUCAUAGUGUUCAUCCAUGGAGAUGGAUGGUUUGACUAGUCCCUAUGGCAAAAGCCUAAACAACAUUUGGAAUAGUAUUUCGAGUGGGUUUCAUACAUUGAUUCAGCGGUGUUCAUUCCUUACUUUUGACCAUUCCUUAAUGGACCUUUGGUGAAAUACAGGGGUGACCUCCCUGGUCCUGGAGAGCAUCAGUACUGAAGCGUUUCAAUGUAUAACAUUUGGACUGUAAGUUCAACUGUUGUUGGUUUCAAAGUAUGCUGCUUGAGAGAGGGCCAUGAAUGCACAUGGCUUAUGUUGAGACUCUCUAGGUCCUUGGUUGGCCACCUGUACUGUAGUGGUAUGUCAUUCAUGUAAAUGAAGAUCAUGCCUCUGGCAUGCCUCUGGCUUUAGUGACUGUGUUUAAUAUGUUGUGGUGAAUCCAUUGUUUUGACAUGUGUAAAAGUGGGUCCGCUUGACUUAAUUGUCCUUGAAAGAAUAAAGUACUCCAAACUGACA
Molecule: messenger RNA, 3253 nt
Organism: Coregonus clupeaformis (lake whitefish)
Lineage: Eukaryota; Metazoa; Chordata; Actinopteri; Salmoniformes; Salmonidae
Product: V-type proton ATPase 21 kDa proteolipid subunit
Exons: 8
Coding region: 218-835 (205 amino acids)
Biological process (GO): proton transmembrane transport
Cellular component (GO): proton-transporting V-type ATPase, V0 domain
Molecular function (GO): proton-transporting ATPase activity, rotational mechanism
Source: RefSeq, a predicted model, not a curated record